AAUUUCAAGACAAUUCAAAGAGAGAAAAAGAACUCCAUAGAUUCCAUUCCCAUGUUUUUUUCUUAAGCUUUACUUAUUUAAUUAAUCCUGCUAUUCAGUCUUUAUAGUCCUCCAUUAAACCAACAAGACAAAAAUCAGACCCCCCCACACAUACCUCACUUGCACCAUCAUCUCAUCUCUUCUUCUUCUUCGAGAGAAAGAAAAACCCAUUCUUUGUCUCCUAAUUCCCUUUUUUUCUGGUUCAAUCAUGCCGUUGUCUGAUGCCGAUAACACCACAAAUUCAGACCAUAUCAGAUUCAGAAGACCCAGAAACCAAUCUUUCUCAGAAACAGAUCCAAACAACAUAACCCAAUCCGUUCGAUGUAAGCAAACCAUUUCAUCUCUCCUUCUCUCUUCUUCCCCACCCACUAUCAAUGACUGUACAAUACCCUCCUCAAUCACCAACUACCCAAAGAAGAAGAACUUCACCACCGCGUCCUGGAGGGGUCUUGGAUGCGCCGCAUCCUCUCAAGUGUCGGUUCCGGCGGUGAUUCGGACGUCGGCGGAUUGGGAGGCGAAGAAGGUGAAGAAGAAGAAGGUGAGGAAGAGAAGCAAUAAUAAUAGUAAUAAUAAUAGCUCACAUCAGCCGCCGGCGAGUAAUCCACCGUCGAUUGCUAUGGAUGAGCUUUGGUGUGGACCUGGAAUUGGGUUCAAUUCUGAUUCUGCUGCUUCUGUUGAUUGCUUUGUCUCUAGAAGGACAAUACCAGAGAGGCAUGCAUCUGUUUCUGUUUCUACAAUGAGAACAAUGAAUCUUGAGUCUAAUCGUGGUUUGGGAAUGAAUCAUCAUACAUUAAUGGAUACAUUUGGACCUAGGUAUCAUCGACAUGUUAGACAUCGAUCCACUCAAGGACUUGCUGAGAUGAUGAUGCUUCAAGGUAGACUUCUGAUGGGAGCUAGAGCUGGUGGGCUUGAUCAGUACAGAGACUGGAGACUCGAUGUAGACAGAAUGUCUUAUGAAGAAUUGCUUGAACUUGGGGACAGAAUUGGAUAUGUCAAUACUGGAUUGAAAGAGGAUGAUAUAGUUACUUGUCUUAGAAAAAUCAACAUCUCAGAAUUCGAAGACCUUUCAACUGAGUACUCCUCCACAGUGAUUGAUCACAAGUGUAGCAUUUGUCAGGAGGAAUUUGAAACAGAGGAUGAGAUGGGUGAGCUUGGGUGUGGACAUGGCUUUCAUUUUCAUUGCAUAGAGCAAUGGCUUGUUCGAAAAAACACAUGCCCGGUCUGCAAAACAGUAGCAAAUGGCUCGUUGAAUUGAUGGGUGGUUUGAUAAUAAUGGUGUUGUUUGUAAGAUGUGCUGCAUCUUGUACAGCUUUACUCAUCCUGAAAGGUUGCAGCUACCAUUUGCAUUUGCUUUGUAAUUAAUUUGAUUGAACAAGAUGAUUUGUUGAGAGUUCUGGGCAAUUUGGUUGAAGUUAUAUGGGGAAAUUUGGCCUUGUUGAUGCAUCUUCUUUGUAUAAAGAUCAUUUCAAAUAACCUGUUUAUUGGGUUUUUGGUUGUUGU
Messenger RNA from Impatiens glandulifera, 1539 nucleotides. RefSeq lists its product as uncharacterized. Lineage: Eukaryota; Viridiplantae; Streptophyta; Magnoliopsida; Ericales; Balsaminaceae. Gene Ontology annotation, molecular function: ubiquitin protein ligase activity. The coding region runs from base 248 to 1294 and encodes 348 amino acids. The transcript has 5 exons. The record is from RefSeq and is a predicted model, not a curated record.